Molecule: messenger RNA, 2484 nt
Organism: Diospyros lotus (date-plum)
Lineage: Eukaryota; Viridiplantae; Streptophyta; Magnoliopsida; Ericales; Ebenaceae
Product: magnesium-chelatase subunit ChlD, chloroplastic
Exons: 15
Coding region: 106-2364 (752 amino acids)
Biological process (GO): chlorophyll biosynthetic process
Molecular function (GO): ATP binding; magnesium chelatase activity; ATP hydrolysis activity
Source: RefSeq, a predicted model, not a curated record
AUAAGAGAGGGUGGGAGCGUAACCGCGAAGUCGCUUCUUCUUCUUCUUCCCUUAUUUCCUUUUUUUCUUUCCAUUCACAGAACGGAAAGCAAUGCUGUAAUCCCAAUGGCGCGUUCUGCUCCAGCAUGUUCUUCUCUCUCUAACCUCACAUCCUCCACUCUCAUUCCCUCCUUCAAACCUCACCCCUUGCUGUCCUUCAUCUCCGUCUCCGUCUCUUUCAAGCCCAAGCGCUCCCCCAAUCGGCUUCGAGUUCGUGCAACUGCCACUCUUGAAUCCGGAAAUGGUGCUGUUUCUGUCUCCCCCGAGAAGGAUCAAACCAACCCCUACGGAAGGCGGUAUUUCCCUUUAGCGGCCGUCGUUGGACAGGAUGCUAUCAAAACUGCUCUUCUUCUUGGGGCAAUUGACCGUGAAAUUGGAGGUAUUGCUAUAUCUGGAAAGAGAGGAACAGCCAAAACAGUGAUGGCACGUGGGUUGCAUGCGGUUCUGCCGCCAAUUGAAGCAGUUGCUGGUUCAAUUGCAAAUGCUGAUCCAGCUUGCCCAGAAGGGUGGGAAGACGGACUAGUUGACAAAGUCGAAUAUGACUCUGCCAGUAAUGUCAAGACUAAGAUUGUCAGAUCUCCUUUUGUACAGAUUCCCCUUGGUGUCACAGAAGAUAGACUUAUUGGAUCUGUUGAUGUUGAGGAGUCUGUGAAAACUGGAACAACUGUUUUCCAGCCAGGCCUUCUUGCUGAAGCUCAUAGAGGAGUUCUAUAUGUUGAUGAGAUUAAUCUGUUAGAUGAGGGUAUUAGUAAUUUGCUUCUAAAUGUGUUAACUGAGGGAGUUAAUAUUGUGGAAAGAGAGGGGAUAAGCUUUCGGCACCCAUGCAAGCCACUUUUGAUUGCUACUUACAACCCAGAAGAGGGUGCUGUCAGGGAACAUUUACUUGACAGGAUUGCAAUCAAUUUGAGUGCAGAUCUUCCAAUGAGUUUUGAAGAUCGUGUUGCAGCAGUUGGAAUUGCUACACAGUUUCAGGAACAAAGCAGUGAUGUUCUAAAAAUGGUUGAGGAGGAAAUGGAUUAUGCAAAGACUCAGAUUAUCUUGGCAAGAGAGUAUUUGAAGGAUGUUACUAUCAGCAGAGAGCAAUUGAAGUAUCUUGUUUUGGAAGCCCUUCGAGGUGGUUGCCAGGGACAUAGAGCGGAGCUAUAUGCUGCCCGUGUUGCCAAAUGCUUGGCUGCUUUAGAAGGACGUGAUAAAGUCAAUGUGGAAGAUCUGAAGAAAGCUGUUGAACUUGUCAUUCUUCCUCGGUCAAUAAUCAAUGAGAACCCACCUGACCAGCAAAAUCAACAACCUCCACCUCCCCCACCCCCUCCACAAGACCAAGAUUCUUCUGAGGAGCAGAAUGAAGAGGAAGAACAAGAGGAUGAAAAUGAUGAAGACAAUGAGCAACAACAGGAGCAAAUACCAGAGGAGUUUAUCUUUGAUGCAGAAGGGGGUCUGGUAGAUGAGAAACUCCUCUUCUUUGCACAACAAGCACAGAGACGCCGAGGAAAAGCUGGGAGGGCAAAGAAUGUUAUAUUUUCAGAGGAUAGAGGCCGUUAUAUCAAACCAAUGCUUCCAAAGGGUCCUGUAAGGAGAUUAGCUGUUGAUGCAACUCUUAGGGCAGCUGCACCAUAUCAGAAGUUGCGAAGGGAGAAGGAUACUCAAAAGACUAGGAAAGUUUUUGUAGAGAAAACAGACAUGAGAGCUAAAAGAAUGGCACGAAAAGCAGGAGCGCUGGUAAUAUUUGUGGUUGAUGCUAGUGGAAGUAUGGCAUUGAACCGCAUGCAAAAUGCAAAAGGAGCUGCACUUAAAUUACUGGCAGAGAGCUAUACAAGCAGAGAUCAGGUUUCUAUCAUUCCUUUCCGUGGGGACUCUGCAGAAGUUCUGUUGCCUCCUUCCAGGUCAAUUGCAAUGGCUAGAAAACGUCUUGAGAGACUUCCAUGCGGUGGAGGUUCCCCUCUAGCUCAUGGGCUUACCACGGCUGUCAGGGUUGGCCUAAAUGCAGAGAAAAGUGGCGAUGUUGGACGAAUAAUGAUCGUUGCAAUCACUGAUGGUAGAGCCAACAUAUCACUGAAAAGAUCCACUGAUCCUGAAGCUGCCACAUCUGAUGCACCUAGACCUUCUGCCCAAGAAUUGAAGGAUGAGAUUCUUGAAGUGGCGGGUAAGAUAUACAAAGCUGGGAUGUCUCUCCUUGUCAUUGACACGGAAAACAAGUUUGUCUCCACAGGCUUUGCCAAAGAGAUUGCAAGAGUUGCUCAAGGGAAGUAUUACUACUUGCCAAAUGCUUCAGAUGCUGUUAUAUCAGCCACCACCAGAGAAGCUUUAUCUGCUUUGAAGAGCUCUUGAUCUCUUCUUAUUCCAGUUUUGUGCAGCCACAUUUUGAGUAAUUCCUGUGUUCUGUUAAGUAAUUUCCCUUUGAGAUCCUGAGAAAUUAAGGCUGUAUUUUUUUUAUUUUUUAAUUUUUAA